Pararge aegeria (speckled wood butterfly) is the source of this 3305-nucleotide messenger RNA. RefSeq names its product poly [ADP-ribose] polymerase (gene Parp1). The record is from RefSeq and is a predicted model, not a curated record. Gene Ontology annotation, molecular function: NAD binding; DNA binding; zinc ion binding. The transcript has 20 exons. The coding region runs from base 124 to 3102 and encodes 992 amino acids. Gene Ontology annotation, cellular component: nucleus. NCBI's taxonomy places the organism in Eukaryota, Metazoa, Arthropoda, Insecta, Lepidoptera, Nymphalidae.
GCCAAAUUUGAAUGAUCAACGAUAGAUGUCGGCAAUCGGCUUAUUUUUCUUGUAAGUUGUUAAAAACUAACAAUUUGAGUUACGCUAUCAGUUUUUGGAGAAAACUGAAAUUGUUUAUUAGCAAUGACUGAUUUGCCUUAUCAAGCCGAAUAUGCAAAGUCAGGGAGAGCAAGCUGUAAAGCAUGUAAACAAAAAAUUGAUCAAGGAACCUUACGAAUAGCAAUAAUGGUGCAGUCAGCUUUCCAUGAUGGAAAACAACCAAAUUGGCAUCAUGAAGAAUGUUUCUUUAAGAAGAAAUCACCUGGGAGUAUUGUUGAAAUUGCUAAUUUCAAUAAGCUGACACAUUCUGAUCAAACCCGAAUAAAAAGUCAGUUAGGAAACCCAUCAGGAAUAAUAAUGCCUGCUGAAAAGGGUAAGAAGGGUAAAGCGGCCAAAAGGGAAAACAGUGAAAAGGCAGCGCUAUCCAAUUAUUCAAUUGAAUAUUCCAAAUCCAGUCGCGCAUCUUGUAAACAUUGUGAUAUUAAAAUUUGUAAGGAUGAAGUACGGGUAUCAAAGCUUGGUUAUGAUCCCAAGUAUGGUGAUCACCCAAUGUGGCAUCAUGUUAAAUGUUUUGCUGAAAAGAAAAACGAGUUUUUGUUCCUAGCUGGUGGAGAGGAUAUUCCGGGCUUUAAAAAUCUUAGCAAAGAAGACCAGAAAAUGGUUAAGGAAACUAUAAAAGCAUCUGCACCUGAUGAUAUACCAGUAAAAAAACUAAAACUAGAACCCAAAGAUGAACUGGAAGAGAAACAAGAAAAAGACCUGCAAAAAAAAAUUGAGAAGCAAAACAAAACAUUUCACAAAUUUCGGAAAGGUUUCAGUGAUAUUUCCACACAAAUUAUUAAAGACCUCCUUGAAGAAAAUUUGCAAGAAGUUUUUACGGGGCGAGAUGAGUGUUUGGACCAUUUAGCUGAUAUAUUAACAUUUGGUGCUCCUGAAACCUGUCCUGAAUGCAAGAAUGGCCAGUUGGUUUUAGAUACAUUUUCAUACAAGUGUACUGGUGACUUGAGUGAAUGGUCAAAAUGUAGGUACACAACAAAAACUCCUAAACGCAAGCCAGUGAAAAUCCCAAAGGCAUGUAAGGAAAUUCCGGUUUUAAAAAGUUACAAAGUCAAAUGCAGCGAUCGAGUGUUCGAAAGUGAACCCCCACCCACCUUGGUUGUGGUGAAAAAAGAGGAAUCCCAGAGUUCUCAGUCACAACUCCCUGUGCCUCCGUUGAAAAAUCUGCAAUUCUUCAUAUACGGUAAAUUAAAAGCUCCAAAAGAGGAGGUAAAGAACCGCAUCUUAAGACUGGGCGGCCUCGUCGUAAGCAAGCCGACAGACACUAUGGCCGCCGUCGUGAGCACCAAGCACGACCUGGAGAAGAUGGCCAACAGGAUGCAAGAAAUACAGGAAAUAGAUGUGGAGGUUGUAGAGGAGUCGUUCUUGGAUUUAAUUGAUCCUAAAGACGGCAGUGUUGCAAAAACCCUUGAACUUAUAAAAGAAAAUAACAUAGCUGAUUGGGGAUCAGACCCAACAAAACGUGUACCGCAAGACGUCAUCGACGGAAAAUCUAUACCAAAAUCUGGUAGCAUGUAUGCAAAAUCCAAAUCUGGCAUUAUGAAACUAAAAAUACAAGGUGGUACGGCAGUGGACCCAGACUCGGGGAUUGCAGACAGCGCCCACGUGUACCAGGCGCCGGAUCGCACUAAGUAUACCACGGUUCUCUCCAAAACUGACGUGGUUGCGGGCAAGAAUUCCUACUACAAGCUUCAAGUGCUGAAAUCUAAUAAGCAGAACAAAUUUUGGCUGUUUCGAUCUUGGGGAAGAAUUGGCACACCCAUCGGUGGAAAUAAACUUGAAGAAUGCAAAACGCUGAAUUCGGCUAUCGAGAUGUUUGAAAAUUUAUACAUGGAGCGGACACAAAACCCUUGGGAAAUGAGGGAUGAUUUUGUAAAGAUGCCAGGGUCGUACUAUCCCAUCGACGUGGAUUAUGGCGAGGAACCGACGGCCGCCAUGAAAGUAGAUACAACCUGUAAUCUCGCUAUGCCCAUACAGAAGCUCUUAACGAGAAUCUUUGAUAUUGAUACCAUGAAAAAAACGCUUCUGGAGUUUGAGCUUGAUACUGAAAAGAUGCCUCUAGGAAAACUUUCCAAGAAGCAAAUAAAAUCUGGGUACAAUGUACUAUCGGAAUUACUUAAAUACCUGGAAAAAGGUCAAGCAAAUGAAAAUAAAAUCAUUGACGCCACAAACAGGUUCUACACAUUGGUACCACACAAUUUCGGGCUGGAUAACCCUCCAUUGCUAAAUACGACUGAAAUCAUUAAAAAUAAAACUGAAAUGCUGGAUAACUUGCUGGAAAUUGAAAUAGCUUACAGUCUCCUUAAAACAGAAAAUGAUAAUGAUGAUGUUAGUCCAAUUGAAGCGCACUACCGCAAACUGAAGGCGGAAAUAAGUCCGCUGGACAAAAAGUCCGACGAGUUUGCUAUGAUAGAGGAGUACGUGCGAAACACCCACGCCGCCACGCAUACCACAUACACUCUCAAAGUGCAAGAGGUAUUUAAAGUGGUACGUGAAGGAGAAGAGAAGCGGUUUAAAGCGUUUAAGAAACUUCACAAUAGGAGGCUCUUGUGGCAUGGAUCUAGAGUUACUAAUUUUGCUGGUAUACUCUCGCAAGGUCUAAGAAUUGCCCCACCGGAAGCUCCAGUGACUGGAUACAUGUUCGGUAAAGGCAUUUAUUUUGCGGACAUGGUGUCCAAAUCCGCGAACUAUUGCUGCACUAACAAGAAGGAGAAUGUCGGGUUGUUAUUGUUGAGUGAAGUGGCCCUCGGAAACAUGAAGGAGUGCAGCCAGGCGGAGUACGUGACUAAGCUGCCGAGUGGAAUGCACUCGGUAUGGGGCAAAGGGCGCACGCAGCCCGACCCAACGCAGAGCCGCACAAUUGCGGGCGAUGUGGUCGUGCCGCUCGGCAAGCCCGUCACCGCCCCCGCUAACACUUCGCUGCUGUACAACGAAUUCAUCGUAUACGACGUCGCGCAAGUAAACGUCAAAUAUUUAAUACAGAUGCAGUUCAACUAUACAUACUGAGCAGCUUGGGACACGCCAAGACGUUAAAGCUUUUUUUCCCCCAGUGGAUUUAUGUUGCUUAUUUUCAUAUCAUCAAUUCUAUUAAAAUGAUGAUAAGGUAAUUUUAUUCGAUCUUUAAUUAAUAUUGUUAUUAUAUCUGUUGUUUUAAUUAUUCUGCAUUUUCAUUAUCAUGUUAAGAAUGUUACAAACUGUUAAUGAUUAUA